This is a messenger RNA of Theobroma umbraticum, 4270 nucleotides long. RefSeq names its product TRAPP II complex TRAPPC10/CLUB (gene CLUB). Gene Ontology annotation, biological process: early endosome to Golgi transport; intra-Golgi vesicle-mediated transport. Lineage: Eukaryota; Viridiplantae; Streptophyta; Magnoliopsida; Malvales; Malvaceae. The record is from RefSeq and is a predicted model, not a curated record. Gene Ontology annotation, cellular component: TRAPPII protein complex.
ACGGCUAGAUCAAAUGCCCGGCCGAAGAGCUUAACACUAGAUCCCUGGCAAAUUGAAUCCAUCGAGAGAGUAGGAACGUAUAAGCGAGGCCAACACUCCAAAUCUCACUGAAAAGAACUUUUUUUCUUCACAAUUCCACAUUUGAUCUAUGGAUUUUGUAAGGUUUGUAUAGAUCGAAAAGAAGAGAAUGGCUAAUUAUUUAGCUCAGUUUCAGACGAUCAAGAGCUCUUGUGAUCAUCUCGUGAUUGCUGUUGAAGAUGUGAGUGACUUGUGGCCUACCAUCAAGAAUAAUUUUGAAGAGCAGCUGCCAUUCAAAAGAGCUUGCUUAAAUAACAAGACCCGUAAUCCUGUGUUUGUGGAGAAUUUGCCAGCUGAAUUCAUAUUAACCACCGAUGCAAGACUGCGUAGCCGAUUUCCUCAGGAGCAAUAUUUAUUUUGGUUUCGAGAGCCUUAUGCAACUCUAGUUCUUGUUACAUGUGAGGAUCUUGAUGAGUUCAAGACCAUUCUUAAGCCACGCCUGAAAUUAAUUGUCCAAAAUGAUGAGCGUGAAUGGUUUAUUGUAUUUGUGUCUAGAGCUCAUCCAAGCAAUGAUCAGGCCACCAAAAUGGCAAAGAAAGUAUAUGCUAAACUUGAAGUUGAUUUCAGCUCCAAGAAGAGGGAAAGGUGCUGCAAGUUUGACAUACAUGGUCCUGAAGCAAAUUUUUGGGAAGACUUAGAGUCAAGGAUUAUGGAGUCUAUCAGAAAUACAUUGGAUAGACGUGUACAGUUCUAUGAGGAUGAGAUACGCAAGCUUAGUGAGCAGCGAUUCAUGCCAAUUUGGAACUUCUGCAAUUUUUUCAUUUUGAAGGAAAGCUUGGCUUUUAUGUUUGAGAUGGCUCAUCUUCAUGACGAUGCCUUGCGUGAAUACGAUGAACUAGAAUUGUGCUACUUGGAAACAGUUAAUAUGGGUGGGAAGCGUAGGGAGUUUGGAGGACUAGACCACGGUGAUGAUCAGGCAGCGCUGCUCAACCCUGGAAACAAACCAUUGACACAGAUUGUUCAAGAUGACUCAUUCAGGGAAUUUGAAUUCAGACAGUAUCUCUUUGCUUGUCAAUCAAAGCUCUUAUUCAAGCUGAAUCGUCCUUUUGAGGUUGCUUCAAGGGGUUUUCCAUUUAUAAUUAGCUUUUCAAAAGCCCUGGCAAUACAUGAGAAUAUAUUACCCUUCUGUAUGCGGGAAGUUUGGGUGAUCACUGCAUGCUUAGCUUUAGUCAAUGCAACCAAUUCUCAAUAUAAUGAGGGUCAUGUAGCCCCUGAGAUAGAAAAGGAGUUCUAUCGCCUUCAAGGUGAUCUUUACUCGCUAUGUCGGAUUAAGUUCUUGAGGCUUGCUUAUCUAAUUGGAUAUGGAACAGAGAUAGAAAGGAGUCCUGUUAACAGUGCUUCUCUGAGCAUGCUGCCUUGGCCCAAGCCUGCAGUUUGGCCUUCAGUUCCAGAUGAUGCUUCCUCCGAGGUGCUCGUGAAAGAAAAGAUGAUUCUGCAAGAAACUCCUAGAGUCAAGCACUUUGGUAUUCAGAGGAAACCCUUGCCCCUGGAACCUACUGUUUUAAUACGUGAGGCAAACCGGCGAAGGGCUUCCCUUUCUGCUGGAAACACGUCAGAGAUGUUUGAUGGUCGACCUGCCUUUGCCGAUGGAUCAGGCUCAGAUGUAUCAUUAAAGACAUCCCCGUCAAAUAAAGUACAAGCAAUAUCGAUGUCACGUGCUCUCUCAUCUCCUGGAUUCGAGGGCUCCAUUGAUCGACCUAUGAGACUUGCUGAAAUAUUUGUUGCUGCUGAACAUGCUCUGAAGCAAACAAUUUCAAAUCCUGAUCUGCAGAAAACUUUGUCAUCUAUAAAGGAGUCUGAGCAAAAAUAUAUGGAGCUCACUAAAGGUGCUGCUGACAAUUACCAUCGUUCUUGGUGGAAAAGACAUGGAGUUGUCCUUGAUGGUGAAAUUGCAGCUGUCUGUUUUAAGCGUGGGAACUUUGACCUAGCUGCGAAGUCAUAUGAGAAGGUUUGCGCUCUUUAUGCAGGUGAAGGAUGGCAAGAUUUAUUGGCUGAAGUCCUGCCCAAUUUAGCUGAAUGUCAGAAGAUACUCAAUGACCAAGCUGGCUACCUGUCAUCUUGUGUGCGAUUGCUUUCACUAGAUAAAGGUUUAUUUUCGAUGAAGGAACGCCAAGCUUUUCAGUCAGAAGUUGUUAGUCUUGCACAUAGUGAAAUGAAGCACCCUGUUCCUCUUGAUGUAUCAUCAUUAAUUACUUUUUCCGGGAAUCCUGGGCCUCCUUUGGAAUUAUGUGAUGGGGAUCCUGGUACCUUAUCUGUAACUGUUUGGAGUGGCUUUCCUGAUGAUAUUACUCUUGAUUCUCUUACUCUCACUUUGAUGGCUACAUAUAACGCUGAUGAAGGUGGGAAGUUAAGGAGCUCUACUGCCACUGUGCUAAAGCCUGGUAGGAAUACAAUUACCUUUCCUUUACCACCACAGAAACCUGGUUCCUACGUCUUGGGGGUUCUUACUGGACACAUUGGACACUUGACUUUUCGAUCUCAUAGUUUUUCCAAGGGAGGUCCAGCAGAUAGUGAUGAUUUCAUGAGCUAUGAGAAACCGACCCGGCCUAUACUGAAGGUUUCCAAACCGAAACCUCUGGUUGAUCUUUCUGCUGCUAUAUCAUCUGCCUUACUGAUUAAUGAAGCUCAGUGGAUUGGAAUUAUAGCACAACCUAUAAACUACUCCUUAAAAGGUGCUGUCUUGCAUAUUGAUACUGGUCCUGGUCUGAAGAUUGAAGAGUCACAUUCCAUUGAGAUAGAGAACUACAGAAAUAGCCCUCAGAGUUCUGCUGAUAUGGCAAACUCUGGUGAUGCUAGGAAAGAUAGUUCUGUGGCUGCUAAUAAGGACUUUGAGCAGCUAAGUCUCCACAAUGGUAAAAUAGAGUUGCCAGAUUGGGCCAGUGAUGUGACCUCAAUUCUAUGGAUUCCAAUUCGUGCUAUUGAUGACAAGCUUGCAAGAGGGUCAUCUUCAGGGGCCCCCCAGAGACAGAGCAUUGUGGAUGGAAUGAGGACAAUAGCUCUGAAACUUGAAUUUGGAACAUCAAACAACCAGAUCUAUGACAGAACCAUUGCUUUGCAUUUCACUGACCCUUUCCAUGUGAGCACACGUGUUGCGGAUAAAUGCAAUGAUGGUACAUUGCUUUUGCAGGUAACACUGCACUCCCAAGUGAAGGCCACAUUGACUGUUUAUGAUGCUUGGCUUGAUCUUCAAGAUGGAUUUGUUCAUGCUAGACAAGGAGAUGGAAGACCAAUUUCUGGCUUUUUUCCACUUGUCAUAUCUUCAACUUCAAGAGCAGGACUCCUAUUCAGUGUAUGCUUGGGGAAGAAAUUUGCUGAAGAUGAAAACAAGGCUCAACAAGACAGUAUAUUAAACAUCAGAUAUGGAAUUGCUGGUGAUAGAACCAUUGGGGCUCACCCCCCUGUGGCUGUGAAAUUAAAUGAAACUGAGGGUACUGGUCAAGAUUUAAUCUUCAGGAGUGCUCUAGUUUUGCAGCAGCCUGUGCUUGACCCAUGCCUGGCUGUUGGGUUCCUGCCCCUUCCUUCUGAUGGUCUUCGAGUUGGGCAACUUAUUACCAUGAAAUGGAGGGUUGAAAGGUUGAUAGACAUUGAGGAGAAGAGAGUUCCUCAAAACAAUGUUGAGAUGUUAUAUGAAGUCAAUGCAAAUUCUGAGAAUUGGAUGAUUGCUGGGAGGAAGAGGGGGCAUGUAUCUCUCUCCACAAAGCAAGGUUCAAGGAUAGUUAUUUCCAUAUUAUGCGUGCCACUUGUUGCUGGUUAUGUCCAUCCCCCUCAAAUCGUGCUACCAGAUAUUGAUGAGGCGAGUGUAAGCUGCAGUCCUGCUGGACCUCACCUGGUUUGCGUCUUGCCUCCUGCUCUCAGUUCAUCCUUCUGCAUUCCAGCAUGAUCGGCUCUCUGGCCUCUCCUCAUGCUAGUCAUCUCUGGUCAUAAUUCUCCACUCUUGAGAAGUAAAUUCCAUUCAAUGAAACUUUUAACAGUCAGAGGAAAAUUUUCAGGCAUCCAAUUUUUAUUUUGCUUGAUAUUUGUAAAUUUGCAAUAUUUUUCCCCCUUGCAUUGUUGGGAAAAAUCAAGAAAACUCCAUUGAUUUAGAUUAGAAUAGUUAGUUCUAUCAAUGCUUUCAAUAUCAGUUGUGCAAUGUUCUUGGCUCAUGUACAUAAGAACUUGGGAUAAGGUUAAUCAGAACUUCACCUUCAAUUUU